Neoarius graeffei (lesser salmon catfish) is the source of this 3804-nucleotide messenger RNA. RefSeq names its product ankyrin repeat domain 13B (gene ankrd13b). Lineage: Eukaryota; Metazoa; Chordata; Actinopteri; Siluriformes; Ariidae. Gene Ontology annotation, cellular component: cytoplasm. The coding region runs from base 266 to 2155 and encodes 629 amino acids. The record is from RefSeq and is a predicted model, not a curated record. The transcript has 15 exons. Gene Ontology annotation, molecular function: protein binding.
UUACAGCAAACUGACAGACUGGGAGAGAGAGAGAGAGAGAGAACGCACAUAAUACUGAUACUUAUCGGAAGAAAACCUAUAACCCGCCUCAGCUUGCGGACGAUGAGGGAGGGAUGCUGGCUGCAGCAUGGGAGAGAAAUCCCCUCAUCCGGAGUCGGAGCGCUAAAUCAGCACGCGCCCUACUGACUAAAUAGGCUCGCGUGAAAAAAGAAAAGAAAGAAGAAAAGAGAGAGAGAGAGAGGGGGUAAGGAAGUAUGUUCCGAGGAUGAUUUCAGCUAAGAAAACUCCGGAGAAAAGCCGUUAUCGCCUCCAUUAUCUGGUUUGGCAGAACAAACCCCGGCAGUUGGAGAAGGAGCUCUCAGCCGGCGAGCAGGUGGACGUGGAGGUGCUAGACCCACGGGGUCGCACUCCUCUGCAUCUGGCUGUGACCCUCGGUCACCUGGAGUGUGCUCGAGUGCUGCUGCACUAUGGCGCUGAUGUUAGCAAAGAGAACAGCAACAGCUGGACAGUUUUGCAGGAAGCCAUCAGCUUGCGUGAUGCUGAGUUGGUUCGGCUGGUCUUGUGUCACAGAGACUAUCAGCGCACCAUUAAGAGACUAGCAGGGAUCCCCAGACUACUGGAAAGACUGCAGCAGGCGCAAGACUUUUAUGUAGAGAUGAAAUGGGAGUUUACAAGCUGGGUGCCACUGGUGUCUCGGAUCUGUCCGAGUGAUACAUAUCGAGUAUGGAAAAGUGGCCAGUGCCUUCGAGUGGACACAACACUUAUGGGUUUUGAGCAGAUGACUUGGCAGCGAGGCAACCGCAGCUUCAUCUUCAAGGGACAAGACUCCAGUGCCAUGGUGAUGGAAGUGGACCAUGACAGACAGUUGGUGUUCUGUGAGACACUCCCAUGUCUCUCAUCCUCUCCCUCUUCUCGUCCUCAAAGCACUGCUCUCAGUCUGUUGGGGGUUCUGCAGCCCAGUGAUGAGCAGGUGGCUGCUCGGCUUUCUGCCCCAGUGGUCACAACACAGCUAGACACCAGGAACAUUUCUUUUGAAAGGAACAAGACAGGUAUUCUUGGCUGGCGAAGUGAGAAAACAGAGGUGGUGAAUGGCUAUGAAUCCAAGGUGUACUGUGCCUCCAACGUCGAGCUGAUCACUCGAACACGGACCGACCACCUUGCUGAACAGCACAAAGCCAAACCCAAAAGCAGUAAAACACCACUGCAAUCCUUCCUGGGCAUUGCAGAGCAGCACAUGGGAACUAACAACGGGCAAACAAUGGUGACCCAGAUGUCAUGUCCUGUGAUGAACAGCAGAGUCAUGACAGCUGAGGAAUACUUUAAUCCAAGUCACAACAACAGAGAUAUUGGUCAGCCUUGCCAUCUCACCACCAAAACACAAAGGUUCAAAGCCAAGCUGUGGCUGUGUGAGUCUCAUCCUCUGUCCCUGGCUGAGCAGGUGGCUCCCAUUAUAGACCUCAUGGCCAUCUCUAAUGCCCUGUUUGCUAAGCUCAGAGACUUCAUCACCCUGCGUUUACCUCCAGGCUUUCCCAUCAAGAUAGAGAUCCCCAUCUAUCACAUCCUGAAUGCACGCAUCACCUUUGGGAACCUGAACGGCUGUGAGGAUGGGGGAGUGGGCCGAACAGAAACACACGUGGAUGGACAGAAGGACAGCCCUAGGACAGAGACACCAUCUCCUGGUAGUGACUCCUCCAGCGUAUCAAGCUCCAGCUCGACUAACUCUUGCCAUGGAGGUGAAAUUCCAGCAUCAGUAUUUGAGGCACCACGGGGUUACAGCAUCCUUGGAGGGAACCAGAGAGAGAGCAUGCGUGAGGAGGAGGAUGACCUACUACAGUACGCCAUUCAGCAGAGUCUACUGGAGGCAGGUUCUGAGUACGACCAGGUGACGAUUUGGGAGGCUCUGACAAACAGUAAACCAGGAACCCAUCCUCUGUCAUGUGACCCCAGCCGCCUGGAAAGAACUCCACAGCACAAGACCAGCCCUGAGUCCAGCUCUGGCAGCACACCAACCAACGAGGCACCACAGAGCUAUGAUGAGCAACUACGUCUGGCAAUGGAGCUGUCAGCACGCGAACAGGAAGAGGCAGAGCUCCGGCAGAGACAAGAGGAAGAAGAGCUUCAGCGCAUCAUACAGCUGUCACUCAUGGAGAAGUGACAGGAGUCUGAGCAAGCAAAAAUCAAGGGGCAGGAGAGCAUAUGCAGCAAGAGUCUAUUGAGACCUGCAAUCCUCUCCCCUCCCAUGUUCAGCCUCUCCUCCUCUUCCUCCUCCAGCAGCCGGCUUGAAGCUCAAGGAUCCAACAAUCCACCAGUCACAGAGAUCUGGCUCUGUCCACUUUUUUACAAGUUUACAACCACAAGCUACUCAACUCACUGGCAGUCAAGUGACCGACAUCAAACUCAGAUAGAACUAUUCAGCAAACAUGUACUUUGGGUUUUUUUUUCCAGGCAGAUCAGCAGAACUCACAGCUAUGUCAGGGAUCGCAGCAUCUCUCACCAAGCCAUUUAUUACCCAGAGUUCCUAGAGCACCACUCACACUGAGACUCAAGUCCUCCCACUGAGUACCCAGGGAGAGGGGUUUACAAACCAGUUUUUUAAAAAAACGGAAUUGGAUAAAUUAGGUUUGUUUUUUAUUUGCACAAAAUUCAAUUGCACUCUUCGAGGAAGCAUAAGGAGGCUCUUUAUGCUAAGAGGUGCCCAUUAAUGAAACGUGUACAUGUGAAUGUCUGCCUCACACAGAAGCCAAGUUAGACUGCUGGCAACUACUCGAAAUGCACGAUGGAAACAGCAUGAUCCUGUCUUCAUUUUGGUACCUCAUGUCUACGCAGCUUCAUUUUAUUUAUUUCAAAGUGCAAGAUAUAGUUUUUAAUUGGAAGAUGUGGGACAAGAGUUAAGAAGUGUGAAUAAUAUUGUAUGAAAUUAGCGAGAAGUUGCUGGUCUUUUUCAGGUCAGUAAUUGGGUUAAACCGAAGUGUAAUCAAUAAUAAAUUAGAUCCUCACUGCAAUAUUUAUACUUUGUGUCAUAAACACAAUUUUAAACAGACCAGAAAACAUACAUUAUAGCGUAUGUUUUUCUCAAUAUGGUGCUAUGGUAACGUCAUUUCCGUGUAAAAAAAAAAAAUCUACAGUUUAUUAUUUUCUUUUGGAUUCAACAACUAAGCUCCUUAUCCUUUUCAGUUUCUUUUCUGGCUUCCAUGCAGUGCUUCCUGACCCAGGCCUUCAGAAGCCUUGAGAAUCCUUUGCCCUAAAAUGGCACUGGAGCUCCUGAUUCAUCCAAUCAUUGUACCAACUGUUGAAAGAAGGUCCAAUCAGGUGCGCCAAUGCAGGGAGAAAACAGAAAGGGCUCGUUUCUCUGAUCCAGAUGCAAUCUCAUACUGGACAACAACUACUAUAUCUCGAAUGGAGAAUCUCUAAUCUGAGGUUUUCUCCUCGUUCUGACAAUCUGGGUCUAAGCGGCUGGCGACAAUUGUAUAAUAAUUGCGAAUAAUACUCACAAAAGAUUCCUUUUUAAGCACAAUUUAACGCAAAGCUUGGUGAUAAUAGCCAGUCAAGAAAUGACCAAAGGGCUGUCCAGCAGCGUGGAUCAAUAGAGGGAACAUGUGUAUAUUUAUGUGUAGAGUUAUGAUGAUGAUUAAGCGUAUUAAGAGAGAAGUGAUUAUAAGGAUUCUGUUGUAUAGAAAUGCUUGAUGUGGUUAUCAUUAAUAUUAAACUAACAUAUUCCACUGUUUGUUUGUUUUUUAUUUGCACCGGAUAUGAAUGUGGAGUGUUGCUGUGGUGUCUGUAUGAUGUGAUAGAACUCACUACAGC